Aspergillus saccharolyticus JOP 1030-1 is the source of this 547-nucleotide messenger RNA. RefSeq lists its product as uncharacterized. The coding region runs from base 137 to 412 and encodes 91 amino acids. Lineage: Eukaryota; Fungi; Ascomycota; Eurotiomycetes; Eurotiales; Aspergillaceae. The transcript is spliced from 2 exons. The record is from RefSeq and is a predicted model, not a curated record.
CAAGGCUCUCGGCGUCAAGGUCACCAACCCCAAGGGCCGUGUCACCACUGAGGCUUAAAUGGAUUUUCUUAUCUUAAAAUACAAAAAAGAAAGACCUAUUUAUGGAAUGAUAAUGGAAAAAAAUUAUCAAUGAUCCAUGAAUAUACUCUUUUUCUGGUUCCACAAAGAAAAAAGAAAAUCCACAAAACGUCUUGUUCUCGGGCUCACCGGUAUCAUUUGGGGAACUUUUCAAUCAAGUGAUGAUAUCGGUGGUAUUUCUCCUUUGUUUUCCCCUAAUGUCUCGAUGGAUGGAGAACUUGCUGUGCUUGUUCCUUCGUCUGGGGUUCCUAUGGGGGAAAGAGGGGGGUGUGUCAUGGCGCGGGGCUUUUUGUUACGGAGCGAGAGAGAGAUAACCUUGCUAGGCUGGGGUUAACUUUAGUUGUUCGAGAAAUUAUCAAUGCGAUGCGCGCGUGGCUUGGCUGGUGCUGCUGGUCUGGGAAUCUUUUUUUUUCCUUUCUUUGUAGAUGCCUUGAUGACUGAUGGUUAGGUAGUAUUUGUUGGGUCGUUG